GGAGGAAGAAACAGAUCAUUGCUUAUCAUAAAUAAGUCAAGCGAGGCUCAUCUCAAACUCAAGCUCUAUGUCUCCUGUGAUCCAGUAUGCUUCAUACCGCAAACAUCAAAGGAAAUCAAGCCAAAUGGUAAGCUGUUUUACACCAGCGAAUAGGGGUGCAAGCUCGAGUUAACCGCAGUGUUAAAAGAUCCAAAGCAACCGAAAAAGGUCCUUUUAAAACCACAGCAGUGGGUUGGGAAAAAGUAUGUAAGGAUCACGGAAUCUCUCAACGUAAUCGAGGAUGACCUUUCUAAUUAUCCAAAAGAAGAGAAAGAGGGUCUCCGCAAAAUAAACAGGGAUAAAGAGCUAGGACCGACGUCUAAUGGGCGGCGCAAUUUUUACCACAUUUUGAGGCUAGAUAUGGACGAAGUUCGUAAACUGUCACAGAAUAAUCAGGAUAAAGAAAUUGCGAGGGCGUUCCUCAGCGAGUUGCAGAUUUGGCAUCCUGAUCAUAAUGGAGAUGGUGAUGUUGCCAUGGUCCGUGAGUUGAUAAUGGCGUACAGCAUUUUAAAAGAUCGAGAAAAACGUGCACGGUACAACAACUUGGCGGACUACGACAAAGGGUGGCUGUCGGGUAAACGAUUCAAAGCUGUGUUUUGGCCUGAGUGGGAGACCGUUGCUCAAAGACUGGCAUGGAUGAAAAGAAUGGGUCUCCUUGCUUUAUCGGCUGGUCUUACAAUCGGAGGAAUCGUAACAAUUGUUUUAACCGCUGGUCUAUCAUCUCCUUGGUCACAAUGUGCUGUCAAAGGUGGUUUCGAUUCUUUACGCGAGACUAUUAGCAAGGAGGCAGUCUUGGAUGGACGUGAUGUUCAAAAGCACCUCAUUUCAACAGGUGCUGGAUAUCUCCUUGCCUUUCUUCCGGGUGGAGCGGCCAUAGGAGCAUCCCUUGUGCAGUCUACAGCACUUUCAGCGAGCGAGUUCUUAGGAAUAAGAAUUGCCAUUGCCAUGCACUGGAUGUGCAACUGUAAAAUCUCUGGGCACAGAUGC
Porites lobata is the source of this 1026-nucleotide messenger RNA. Lineage: Eukaryota; Metazoa; Cnidaria; Anthozoa; Scleractinia; Poritidae. The record is from the annotation of a GenBank genome assembly.